This is a messenger RNA of Anopheles funestus (African malaria mosquito), 8307 nucleotides long. RefSeq lists its product as uncharacterized. Bases 4974 to 7058 code for a protein of 694 amino acids. NCBI's taxonomy places the organism in Eukaryota, Metazoa, Arthropoda, Insecta, Diptera, Culicidae. The transcript has 5 exons. The record is from RefSeq and is a predicted model, not a curated record. Gene Ontology annotation, cellular component: membrane.
UCGAUGUGUGGAGUUGAUCUCACAUUUAAGACAUACUUAGUGGAAACGUAGAACUGAAAUCGUUUUGAAAAGUCUUAAAAUUGGAGAAAAUGCGAAUUACUCUCUGAAUGCCACUGUACAAACAAUGUCCACAUCUUGAUAAGACUGUUUAUCUCACGUAUGCAGUUGUCACGUUUCGUCGUGGACAUCUUCCGCAAGAGUAGAACCAUCAUCACCCGAUCACAAUGGCCCAUUUUCGACUUCCUUUUUUGGGAUGAAAAUGCACCAAAAAAAAAAAAGAAAUGAUAAGCGAACGCAUCGAAGUACCAAAUUUGCCAUAUUUGGAUAAAACAAUACACAAACCUGUUUCUCGUUCCCGUAUUUGGAUUGCCAUCGAUUGAUGGUGAUCGGUUUUUUUUUGGGGGUUGCAAUGCAAUAUGACAAGCACAAGGGGUUGUCACUAAAGCGCGCUCACAGACGACACUGAACACUUCUUCCUGAAGUGGGAACACUUAAUCUUAGGUGCCGAAACUGUAGCUGAGCGGUUUGGAAGUUGCGAUCGCUUUUCUUUAAGCUUAUUUGCUUUCUCCCGCUCAUGUAGGUAAUCUUCGUGUAAGGGGUUAAGGACAAUGUCCGGCGUGGCCGGUUGCGUCGCCAACAAAAUCAUCCGGAGCACAACCCGGAAUACUUGCGGCAAACGCAUUCGAUUGGGGUCAACCGUACGCAGUUUUGCGCUGCCGUUGAGCCGUUGUUUGAAUUUUUGAGACAGCAAAUUAUCAUACAAUAAAUUAAAGCCAACCACCGGAACGGGUGUUUUUUUGGGCAGUCUUGCUCAGUUCCCUCGGUGCGUCGAAAUGCAAAUGAAGUUAUUGUCGUGUAGUUUAUGUCCCAUGGUGUGCUUUUUUUCUUUCUUUGGUUGUCGCGGACCUAUGUUUGUGUAUGUUAUUUACUUUCCCGCUUUACUGUCUUUCGUUGGUUCGACCGGGGGUCAUCUGCUUGGAGUGAUUAUUUCCAUUUCUUUUUUUACUCGUUUUUUGAGGAGUAGACACUAAGGCGAACAAAUAGUCAAAAGCCCAAGUUAGUCUAACCGUAAUCACGGUAUAUCGAUUAAAUGUCAAUCGAACCGGUAACCGUUUAUAAACAAGGUAAAAAGAAAGGAAAGUGCCGUUAAUAGUGUAGUCGCAUCGUAUGCCAUUUCUGAGAAUCUGAGCAGAGGACGAGUUUGAGCCAUGAGUGGCCGUAGAAUUCCUGGAGCUCGUAAGGACGUGAUUAAAUUUUCCCCGCGUCCACACGAACUUUUGUCUGAACAUUGAAAACCGCGUGCUUCAUGAUUGGACCUGGUGGAACUAACUGCAUUAAAAUUUAUGUUGCUUAUAUUUUGUUGAGAAAUGAAACAGAUUUUCAACAAAACUUUUAAGUAAAGCUUUUAAUUUUGAAAGACUACCUCACUCACGCACCAAAAAUAACUGAUAGUAAUGAUAAUAUCAUGCUCCGGUCCUUCUGGCAUCCAAUGUUACCUUUCUGCUUCUCGAUAAACCCGUUUGUCUGCCAAUGUGUCACCGUUAGGUUGCGAAUCGGAACGACUGAACUGGCGUCCGAAAUGUCAUUCCCGAGCGACUGACAGACAUGCAGGAGAUGUAUGAUUUAAUGGCGCCAUUCACUUGACACCAAAUAAGGUAUUGUCCAGCCCAGCAGCCCAGACCUCGGGACUACAUUCUCAAUGAUAUGUCGGCGAUCUGGGCGAUAUCUUCCCAGUACCCGGUUGGAUGCCCGGUUGGUUAAAUUGCCGCCUAAGAUAUCUUCCCCAUUGCAGCAGGAACGCAUCUGGAAUACUGAUGGAAUCUGCACGUUUUUGAUGAAUUCGUUGGCGGUCGUUGCUUUUGAUGAUGUAUCGUACAGCCUGAACCUGGGAGAGGGGAAAGGGACAAACUCUCUCGAUUGAUUCCAUCCAGGGAAGGUCACGAGCGCAAUAAAAGGGAACCGAGGGAAAAGAGAUACAGGUUGAAUGAAUUAUUGAUGCAGUUUGUCCCUCUCCGGUGAAAGACGCAGUGAAAUGUCUACGUCGAUCAUUAUACCGAUGGACCGAUGGAGAAUGGCUGAGAUUGUCUUUUUUGUUUGCUAAAAACAAAAUAUAUAUAUGUAACACUUACUCGUGACUCGAUCAUAUGAUCGAUGGAAUGGUCAAUGGCUAAUCUUUAACUGAUGUCAUGAUGAAGCCAUCUUCUUAAGCAUAAUAUGCAAACAGAGAGACACGAGUUAGCUUAUCGCACAUUCGCAUCAAUACAUUGUUCUACUGCACAUGAGCGGAUAAUCGUGAUGAGGUCCCAUAGGACGAAGGUCUCCACACACAGCAGGAAGGUGUCGAUUGGGCACGAAUUUAUAAUAUUUUUGCUCUUUACGAAACGCAAUGUAACACCGUUCGUGAUCAAGAAGCAUGAUGCGAAAGUCCGGGAUGUUCUAGAGAUGUGCUAACCAGUAGCCUAGAAUAAGGCACCAAACGUGACUUCAAACUUUAUGACGUCUAAGCAUUGUUCUCACUUACAGAACUAACUUCCAAUGCCCUAGGACGUUAGAAAUUUGGGAAAAGUUUCACCACGCUUCCAACAUUCUUUCCCAAAACGGUAUACCAGUUUCUAAUAUCGUGACCUUAAUGUCGGAUACAACCGGCAACACGCCUCUGCCAUAUGCUUUUGUGUGAUCCGUUAACGAUCGAUCGGUAUCGCUCGUCGAUCGAAAGUUGCACGAAGAUCUGAUUCUGCUUCUUCCCGAUUUGGCUGAGCUUGGCAAACAUUGAUGACCGUUCCGCACAUCCCUCCCGGUGCGCAAGAUCGUUUCCGACAGCUUAAGCGACCGUUAAUGAGUCAAUCGAUAGCUUGCUUCAUCAUCGGUUUCCGAGUGUACGGUGCGCGGGGUAUGGAUGGGGCCAGUGUGGUGUGGUUUCCUUUUGCCACGAGUAUAUUAUCGACACCAGCCAGCCGAGGGGUCAGUUCCGCGCAUUUGCCUUCAAGUGGGGUGUUAUUUAACUUUUUAAACUUUGAUGUAGGAUUUUUUUUGCUCUCUUCUUCUUCUUCUUUAGCGCUCUCGUUUUCGCUAUUCCUUUCGCACAAGUUCUCGGCACGAGUGCCCGUUUGGAUGAUAAUUAAUUGAGCCGAUAAUUGAGUUUAAGUGUUGCGGAAAAUGGCGUGGAGGUGGCACGAAAUCAAGAUGAUGAUUGAAAUUGAUUGCCAUCUAAUAAGGCAAUCCCGGGUGUGGGGGGUGAAAUUGUUGUGAUUACUGCCCAGUGAAAGCCAGUCCAGUGUUUAUUUGCAUUUUGUUUGAUGUGGUUUAUAGUGUUAUGAGAGAAACGGCAAGAAAAAAAUACGCGAAACGUGAAGUGUUUGGUAAUUUUGAGGAAAAUUGAUGCAAUCAUUCUUAUGUUUUUGGGCAAAAAAGGAAAACAAAAUUUUCUAUAAUACUUUGACUUGAAACCGCAAAAGUGUGGUGUGCUGGGAAAGUUUUUUCGUAAAGUAACAAACCUUUCCAGGGGGUGAAAAUGUUUUUUAAAUUUUAAUGUUAUUAAACCCACUCAUAACUGUCUUGAAGAACAUGGCAAUUUGAGCCACACUCGUGAAACAAUAAUUAUAAAACCAAAACCCACAAAAGCUUUUUCCCAUCUUACCCGUAUCAGGUUGAUUUCCCUUCACAGCAAAACGCACUCAUAAUUAUGAGUCAUGCUCGCACUGGAUUAAACGAUGGGAUCCUACCAGAAAGAUAUGGCAUCGUCACCGCAAAUGACCUUUCUACGCACAGAUUCCUUCUAUUUCCAAUCCCUCUUUUGCAGAAACCACGGAACAUCACGUCAUUCGCCCAUGGUUUUUUUUUUUGCUUCCCUCCAACAUUCCACCGGUCCAUGGGCAGUCGUUUGUUGAUGGUGAAACUAUCCGAUGAAUCACUUCCCAACAUUGACCUCGGUUCCAGCUCGCGGUAACGAUCCGGCACGCGAACCCUUAACACUAGACAGAGUGUCGUCGCGACCGUUUGUGUGCCGCUGAAUGCCCGGUGCGGGUAAAUUUGAAUUUCCCCGAGUGCAUCGGUAUCUGGCACGUUCCUUGGCGCCCAGCCUGGAAUGGUCAGGACGAGCGUAAUGAAAUUAUUAUGGUUGCAUGCGAACUUCAUCGGCAACGAUACGAUGGGAUUUUUCUUUUCCUCCCGAGAGAGCAUGAUGGAGGUGCAAAACAACACAAAGGACAAGGUCGUUUCGCUUAGUUUAAUUGGUACACUCGGGGUGAAGAAACGAUGGGGUCUGUUUCAUUCUUUAGCUCAACCUGCCCCUUGGUAUGGUAUCCCAUAACAUGGGUGAAUAUAAAUUUUUCAUUCCAACAGUAUGAAAUGGUGCCAAUGAAAAUGGAACCGGUUCGGGUGAUGAUGUCACGUUGGACAUUGGGUAGAAUUUAUAUACAUAUCUGAUACCAAAAUUGAAAAUCUGAUGUACGUAUUUACUUCUUUUCGUACAGUCCAGCAAAACCCAAACUUUCGGUUGGGACGAACGAAGUCGAAUAUCCCGCGCACGGAAAAACCAAAUGGCUACCACCCGGACUUGGUUGUUUUGACAUGAUUGGAUCCAAGAAGGACAUCACCAGCGACUGUUGCGGAAGUGUCUGUGGCACCCAUUUACCUACUGACGAAGGACGGUUUUAUUAGAUUACCACCAAAGUGACGAAGUAGCAACAACAUCGCGCUAGUCCACACGCCGAAGACGUUUCCAAGUGGGUAGAAAAUGGACCAAGAACGUCGGUCGUGAGCAUCAGUGAACUAUCGUGUUUUAUGAACCGAUGUUUUACCGCUACCGGAAGCUUGAAGAUUAAUUAAAAACAACAGAGUAAACGAAAUACAAAAACAACCACACCAACCAAAGAGAGAGACAGUUUUUGAGGUGUGUGCGUGUGAUAGCGGUGCUUACUGGGUCAAGAAAACGGAAACAACUGACAUCGGAUCGAUCGGAACAGUUCAUUAAAAUGGGUGCGCCACCUGCAAAGAAGCCGUUGGUCAACAGGAAUUUAAUAUCCUUGAAAAUUGUCCUCUUCCUGUUUUACGGAGCGUUAGGAUGUCUUCAUCCUUACAUCCAGAAGCACAUGACCCUGACCGGGUUAAAUUACUACGAGUCACAGUUGGUGACGCUGGUUGCACCGCUGGUGGCAAUACUGGGACCAUUAAUAAUUGCCCCACUGGUGGAUCGAUUGGCAGGACGUUCUGGAAGUGCCUUCGGUAAAAGGUUACGCUUGCUGGCUGCACUCUGCAUGAUCCUCUCCGUCAUCCUCUACUCGGUGUUGUUCUUUGUCGUACCGAGGGUGGAACGAGAAGAAUCAAGCCGCUCGCAAGUAAGUUUCGCCUGUGACUAUGACGGUGCCAUCAUCUUUCAGCAGCGCUGCAGUGAGGAACGCACCUGUUAUCAGUGGAAACGUGAGAAGAUUGGUCACCUGACACUUACAAACUGUUCCUACACCUGUCAGAAACCGGUGGAGUUCGAAAACCUUAACCAUCCGUACACUAAAGGAUUGGUUUUGCCUUCAUCCACGGAGAGCUCGGUGGAGGAUGAAGAUUACGAUUUGAACGAUGAGCCAUUGCCGGCGCCGGAAAAUAUACGGCAGGAGCCUAAGGUGCAGGUCGAUAACACACCGAUCCCCGUACCGCACAUCUGUGAGCACAAGGGCAACCCGGAGAAGGAACUGUGCCACGCGUACACAUCCGCGUCGGAAUCUUUGAAGUUGGCUACGGUGUUGCGCAGUGCAGUUAACGAGGAAAACGAAACGCACAGUGCUGAGUGGUGCCGCUAUCCACUCGACGGCUUCUCCUGUGACAUUCCGGAGAAACAAAUCAUCUGGAUGAAGUUGCUGACCAACUCAUCGAACUGCACGCCCAAGGUUGAGUGUGAGGUGCAUGAUCCGUACGAUGACGAGGAGAGUGUACUUUCGGAAAGUGUGUGCAUGCGUAUCGUUGGAGACCCUGAAGUUACGUUCUGGUCGUACAUUGUCCUGCGGUCUUUCGGCGAUGCGUUCCUGCUUGCCGUAAUUGUACUGCUGAACGCGGCUACUAUAAUCGCAACACGUGAAACCUCUACCGGACGGGGUGACUUCGGGCGGCAGAUUGUUUGGGGUGCGAUCGGAUGGGCUGUAUCGUACUUUGCGCUUGGGUGGUUCUUCGAGACGUACUACGGAUAUGUCGGACUGGCACUGUUGGCCGCUUUAGUACUCCUGGUGUCGUCUGGAAUGCCGCUUACUCCGCCCGAGAUGUGGUGGCACACUAAAUGCGGCAUGGUCGCUAUUCCAAUGUCUGCCAUUCGUCGUUACGGUCCCGAGUCGGCCGGUCUCUGUCUGGUGACACUGAUCCUCGGUACGUUCUGGGCCGUACUCGAUAACUAUGAAGGUGUACUGGUGAAAACGUACGACAUCCAUCCUGCGGCGGAUAGUUAUUACGGUGAAGUGUGGAGUGCUUUUGUCGUGCUCGGAGCUUUGCUCACAAUUCCAGCCCUUUGGUAUGCAGAAAAGAUUGUCGACUUCUGCGGUCACUCGAACAUCCUGAUCACCGCCAUUACGACGUUUAUCUUCCGCUUUUCACUGCUCGCCACGACUGAAGUUGCCUGGUGGCGUGUGAUCAUCGACUUCCUGUAUCCGGUUACACUCGGACUCACCUGGCUGACGAUCGUGUUCUACAUGCGUCACAUUAUGCCGCGCCGUAUCAUUACCACCGGCCAAGCACUGCCCGUUAUCUUUCACUUCUGUCUGGGUCGCUUCCUUGGUGCGCUCAUCGGCAUGUGGACGAACAUUGAUGAUCUGAUUGUCACGUUCCAGGCACUGGCGAUCAGUGCGUGUAUCAUCUCCGUCCUGUAUUUCCUACUUUACCAUCUCGUGCUAGCACCGCGCUGUGCCGCCCGAUUGCAUCACGAACCGUCCGCCUCGGCCCUUAACAUUACAGCACCGGAUACGGGCAAUGGGCACCAGCAGCAGACGGCUCUAGCACAACCGGUCCAGACGAACGGUAGCUACCAACCGCUUCGGAUCUAUCACAACUACCGUGGCCGAAAGGGUCACUUCCGUUACUAAUCGCUGCACGAACUAAGCAGCCGUUAAAAGGCUCCGAGCUAUACUAGUCCUCUUUAGACUACUGUUAGACCACGGUCCGGUGCAUUCGCUAACCGUUAAAGCUCUCGUUCUUGUAUGGUGCUUGUAAGGCUGGAGGCUGCCGCGAGAAAAAAAAAUGUCAGAAAAGGGAAGAGGGAAACCAUUCUGCUCUUGGACGAACAUGGUACCAAAAAGGAAUACAAACGAUCUAAACAUUAAAUCUCCUAAACUCACUUAAAGCAUUUGCUGGUGCGGCCAGCAGUGACUUUCAGUUGUCUUAAGUUAUUUUCACUCAACCUGUUGUGGUCUUUUGAAACAAAAGUCACUUUAGCAGACGAUUGGUUGAUUUUGAAGCGAAGAUUUGUCGGUCGGAAUUAUAAACAAUUAAAUCGUUAGCCGCUUUUUAGUGAAAGUGUCAACUUUCGGCCUUUGCAUUGCAGACCAUUGUGGACGUUUUUUCAGUUUUAGUUUAGUUAAGGAAUACUUUCAUAAGAAGAGUCAUUCGUCUGGCGUCUCGGUGUACACCGUGAGUGUUCGGUAGGUUAUUAAGAUAUUUUCCUUGUUUUUGUUUCCCUUCCAAUGCUCUGAAAGCAUUAUUUAGUUUUACCCUUAGACUUACUAACGAAACGAACAACUCAUUUGUAGACAAUGAAACUCACCUAUCAACAUUUUCAUUUUCGUUUCAUUUUCAUUCGCUCAUAACUCAUUUUAAACAGUUGAAAAUAGAAACCACUUACACUACGUACAACAACCUGUUCGAUUAUCGAAGGAAAGGAAAUGAAUUUCCUCAAACAAAUGCAAACCUUAACGACUCUCUGUGUAUACCUGGAGAAGGAAACAAAAAGAAUGAUGAUAAUACAAGGAGGUACAAUCUUUACGCUAUCUAUUUACACGCCUUACUCUAUCAGUAAACAGAACAAAAACAAAAACCAAAACACGCCUUAAAUGUUAUGGAAGUCAUUUACAUCCUCGCGGUCGGAAAACAAACUGCAAAAAACUUUGGGAAACUGUUGAACCGGGAUAGGGACAAAAGGGCAAAGGAUGUUGGAAUCGAGAAUUGCUUCAAAAGCGAUACACGCGCCUACCUUUGCUAGAGCCGCCUUCCUUUUAAAGCAAAUAACGCAUCGUUCUGGCCGACAUGUUCCGGACGUUACACUUCCCAACACUGUGUAUGGUUAAAAGAUAACAAAAACUACUUUAUAUUUGUAAAUAAAGCUAAGCAAUAAUCGGA